Molecule: messenger RNA, 4197 nt
Organism: Venturia canescens
Lineage: Eukaryota; Metazoa; Arthropoda; Insecta; Hymenoptera; Ichneumonidae
Exons: 3
Coding region: 203-3718 (1171 amino acids)
Source: RefSeq, a predicted model, not a curated record
AAAAUGGCAGUUUGAUGUUUUACGCGGUUCGCUGGUCCAAACAAACUAUGAGAGAAAAAAUAAUCGUUUCCGAAGUACAUGAACACGGAAAUUUGACGAGUUGUACAAUUGUUGAAUUGAACUCAACGAGUGACGAAUUCCUCUCCAACUUUCGUUGAAAAUAUCAAAUAAGAAAACGUGUUGGAAUACUUGACAAGGCAUAAUGGUUCGAACGACUAGAUUGCGGAAACCACUCUCUAAAUAUCCGGAGAAAGAUUACGAACUAAACACAUCGCCCAAAAAGAGUCCUGUCAAAAAAUCAAAAAACACUGAGAUGGAAUCCAAGGGAACGAAAAGCAGCUUGACACAAGGUAAUUUAAAAACUGGUUGGAGAACCUUAAAGGGGACCCGAACUGCUGUUCUGCGGGACAGAACAAACUUAAACGAGGAACCCCUCAAAGUUGAUCUUUUAAUAAAACAAGGUACGGUUCGAGGAACUGCAAAGAAAUCGACGAAACCUACUCGCACUCUGAGGUCCAAGACUUCGGAAGAAAACAAAGGAGAAGUUGAAAGGACGCGUUCUGUUGGAACAAAGAAAAGAAGAAAAUUGGAAAACGGUGAAGAAUCAACGCCUGAUGGGGAUUCGAAGAUUCAUAGAGAAAAUCAAUCUGACGGUGUAGCAACUGACAAAACGGUGUUGACGUCAAAACGAGGUACGAAAAUUGUCAAAAAAUCGAUUAAAUCGUCAAAGUCCACAAAGGUUAAUGCUGAAAUUGCAAAAAAGUCUGAGAGAAAAAGGGCUCGGGAAGUCGAUAGCGAAGAGGACGAAUCGGUCAGUGAAAUUACCGAUGAAAAGAAUUCUUCGAAUUCUGAGGUUCAGCCCAUUUCCCUUGCAAUCGAACGUCCGAACAAUCAAGUUACUGCAAAAACUACCAGAAAAACCGUGAAAUCUAGGGCAUCUCGAGAAGACGAAAACCAGGAAUUGACAAAAGCGAAUUCUCCAAAACCUUCAAGAAUAAGAACUCGCAGAGUUAUGACUGAGAGAGAAUCUUCUGUUGAUUCAGGCUUAGAUUCACGAGGUGUUUCUGAGGCCGAUGAAAAUCGAGAAUCCGUUAAAACUACAAAAAAAUCCGUCCAACGAUUGUCGUCAAGGAAAGUAGCAACUUCCAAAAAGUCCGAAGUAACGUCGCGGCAACUGACCCUAGAGAAAGUCAAUGAGCAAGAAGAUAAGGCUUCGAAAGAUUUCGUUAGUGUGAACAAAUUUUUCAAGAACAAAACAGAAAGAAGGACGAUUGAGAAAAAAUUCUCACCUAUUAAGAAAACCGUAACGGGGAAACGACGAAACAUCGGUAAUCCGCGUAUGAGCGUGUCUUUUCAUCCGCGACAAACGACUCUUCAAGAGUCAUUUGCAAAACAAAAGGAUCGCAAAGUUUUGAGACCUCGAAAAUCACAGAAAGACUAUUGUGAAGAAACAAUAAUCAACCAAAAUGAUACUGGCAAAGAAAUGGAAGCAGAAAAAAGAACGGGGCCUGUUUACAAAUCUAUAAAACCAGAUGAAGAUUCGAUAAAAGAUAAAAACGCUAUAUACGAAUUCGAUUGGGACAAAAACGAUUCGAGAGAAAAAUUGCCGAAAAAGAAAAAAACGCGGAAUCGAAAGAAUAUUGUAGCAGCGAAGGUCGUGAGACCGAAGAAAACGGCGACUUCGAAAAAGACGAUUGAACAACGAACUGAAAUAGUGAACACGGACGUAGUUGAACAGAUUUCAACUGAACCUGAAAAACUGAUGGAUCAACCACGAGUUGAAACGGACAAUUUCCACGAAGAAUUUAAUGACCCUCCAAAGUGUGAAGAAGUCAUUGAACCGCCAGAAAAAUUGGACAAAUCGCCAGUGGUACAAAAGGGGAAACCCAAAAUCAUCGAGUCCGUAGAGUUGAGAGGAAACGAGUGUUUCACUUUAACGACAACUCCAGUCCUGGCUAAAUCAUACGCAGCAAAAUCAAGAAGUCAUUUGCAAGCUUCCAAACAAUUCAGAAAGAUGUUGGGUGACGUGCUGCUCAAUAAAUCGAUAUCGCCGAUCGUCAAAGCGAUUGAGAAUUUUGAUCCAGGCAGUCCUUGGCGACCACCGGUAUUUUCCCCUCAAGAAUUCUCCCGCAUUAAAAACGUCGUUCAAAGCACUCCGCAGAUACCAACUUUCAAAGCUAAACUCGGAAAUGCCCCGGCGAAAACGACAACUGCGUGCAAUACGGAAAGAAAAAUUGAUGAAAUAAUAACGGAGAGAGAAGAAGACGAAGCGAAAAAUUCGGAUAAACAAUUCCCCAAGAAAGCUCUCGAUCUUGCCAAAUCUCCAAGGAAAUUUGGUACUGUAAUCUCUAAUCUUGACAGCGAUUCGGUCAUCAACACGAGGAAAGUAGAAUCGAACAAGACGAAUUCGAAUGCCACCGACAGCACACCCCAAAAAAUAGUAGUGUACGCCACGAUCGAAACUCCGCCGACCGGAUCAGCCUCGGUCAAAUCGAGACUCGCAGACGAUUUCGUGGAGCCAAUGAAUUUCGAGAACGAAGAUGUCGAUGACAAGGAAAAUUCGCUUCCGGUUGUCCACAGUCCGAAACGAUCGCCACUUAAAUCUCUCAAUCGAGCCCCACUUGGAAAUUUGAGCAAUUCGCUCUCGGCGGAUCUCAAUAGUUCACCGUUGAAAAAUCUCAACAGAUCGCCAUUGAAGAAUCUCAAUAGUUCACCAUUAAAAAAUCUCAACAGAUCGCCGUUGAAGAAUCUCGAUAGGUCGCCAUUGAAAACCCCCAAAAAGUCGCCGUUGAAGGACCCGAAGAAGAUUCUGGAGAUGCUUCAUGCGAGGAAACUACAGAACGAAAAUAAGGAGCCUCAGCAGGCUGGUCCUUCGAACCAGAAGGUCGUAGCACCCCGGGACGAUUCGAAAAUUCUGCGACAAUCGAAUCUCGAUAAUUAUUUAAAUCUCGACGAAAUGCCAAAAAGUACAAGAAUAGUAACACCUCAUGGAAUUUUUGACGACGCACAUUCGACCCCGAUAAUCGGAAAGCCAGUAAAGAGCAGAAGCAACAAGGCAGCAGCGACCGUCGACAAUGCUUUUGGUUUUGACGUCUCCGACGAAGAUUCGGAGAAUGAAAUAUCGCCGAUUCAUAAACUCGCACCCGAAAAACCGGUAGCCCAACAAGGUUUCGCACAAGCUCAGCUAAAAUUCGAAGAGAAACCGAAAAAUCCUGCGCCCGCGAGAUUAUCGGUAGGAGAUAUAAAGAAACACCUUUUGCCAAUACGGAGACAGGAAAAAACCAGCAAAGCGGCACCAGUUGUUGAGAGAAUCGAAGAGGAAGGCGAGGAAAAACAAGAAUCUCACGACAAGAAGAGCGAACCAGAAAAUCCGCGAGUUCAAACGACCGCAAAUCCGAUUGAUUUUUCCGAUACUUUUGACAUAUCCGAGAAUCAAAGAACUAACGAGAGCACGUUGAAAGUAGAACUUUUCGCUGAUCUAGAGCCGCGGCAUUUCAAACAGGCACCAAGAUAUUCGUACAAACGAAAACGAGGGGGUUUCGUACUCUCGGACGCGGAGGAGGACAGCGAAAAUGUCGAGCCAGGGACCAGUUAUCAGCCAAAACGACGAAAAAUUGGAAAAGCAGAAAAGGAAAGACUGGAGAAAUUGGAAAAUUGGGCAAAGGAUCUGAAUGAAACUUUCGAGGAAAUCGAACAUUUCGAUUUAGUAGUAGAAUGAACAGGAAUGUUUUAUUCUUCAAAAAGAGGCCCCAGUUCUCCAGGAACUUUUCGUACUAUUUAAAAAAAAGCUGCCCGUUGGUUGAUUGCACAGAAGCCGCGUACAGAGAAUCGUAGAACCGGUCGAUUUUUUUCUCUCUCGCAUAUUCGAAUCUGCAUUUUUUUAUUUUUUUUUAUUAUAACAACGUCGUAUAUUUGACGCGAGCGAUUUUAUUGCCAAUUUCUUUUCACAAAGAAUCAAACCAUGAUUAAGGAGAGCGAACGCACGAGAGAGGAAAAGAUUUUUUAUUGUUUAUUUAUAAUUUAUUACGCAAGUGUUUAUUACUUUUUUUUAAACUCGAUUAGAAUAUUUAGAUAUACUAGAUGUAUUAUAUACUUGAAUGAAUUUAAGAGAUAAUUUCCUAUAAGAGCAUAUAUAACAUUUAUAUUCCGAGUGUAACCAUUAGAGAAAGGGACAAUACAAAUUUUCUAUUAUUGAUA